GAUGACCCCCGGCAGAAGGUUCGUCUGAACACGUUCGGUUUCUUCACCAAUGGUUACAUGAAUGUGACGGUCAGCGGCCUCUCUAUAAAGGGCAAUCACAACCUCCUGGAAGUCAGGAAUUGGCUGUUCGGGUUCAGUUUGGACCGGACCAAGAAUGAUGGAUUCUCCACAUAUCUGGACCAGGAUAUCCAUGACUGUAUCCUGAAGAAGAUGGACAGUCGCCCCAAAGAUGCCGCCCUCCUGCAGCUCAACUUCUCAGAGAAAAGCGUCUGUCUGAGCACGGCCGACGCCAACCUCCUGCCCCAAAUCACCUUCACCAUCCCCCCGAAAAUCACCAAAGACUCUGCCCCUCAGAACUCGCCCGAGAAACCCCAGCCUACAGCAGCACAUAAAGUGCGCAGAGACACAGAUGCCAAAGAUUCCAAGACAGAGAAGACAGAAGAGUCCAAACCGAAUGCUAAGGUGAAGGAUAAUCCGGUCCCCGAGACCAAGACAGAGAAGGAGAAGGUGCAGAAUGAUCCGGGCCCCAAACCCAAAGAAGACGAUAAGGGGGACCCCAAGCUGGAGAACAAGGAAGAACCUAAAGCCCCGCCCAAGGCGGACCCCAAAACUUCAAAAAGUGACGGCAAAGAGCAGCUGAAAAACUCAUGUUAUCCGAUGAUGGUGGAUAAGGAGGUGGCCUCGUUUCAGUUCUCAUUCAGCGUCAGUAAGCCGGAGUUGGAGGGACAGUACAGCCUCUAUUUCCACAGCUGUGCCAGUGAGAACCGGCUGGACCAUCCCUUCAGUCUGGAGAUCUCCAUCACUGAGAAGAAUCCUGACAGCUUCUUGUCUGCAGACGAGAUCCCUCUGCCCAAGCUCUACAUCUCCAUGGCGCUCUUCUUCUUCAUCUCCGGGCUGGUCUGGGUUCACAUCCUCCGGAAGCGCAGAAGUGACGUGUUCAAGAUCCACUGGUUGAUGGCGGCGUUGCCCUUCACCAAGUCCCUUUCUCUGGUGUUCCACACGAUCGAUUAUCACUAUAUUGCGACUCAGGGAUAUCCGAUCGAGGGCUGGGCGGUGGUUUAUUACAUCACUCAUCUGCUGAAGGGGGCGCUGCUGUUCAUCACCAUCGCUCUCAUUGGGACGGGCUGGGCCUUUGUCAAACACAUCCUGUCCGAUAAGGAUAAGAAGAUCUUUAUGAUUGUCAUCCCGCUGCAGGUUCUAGCUAAUGUGGCAUAUAUCAUCAUCGAGUCCACAGAGGAGGGGACGACAGAUUCUGGGCUGUGGAAGGAGAUCCUGUUCCUUGUGGACCUCAUGUGUUGUGGCGCCAUCUUGUUUCCUGUCAUAUGGUCCAUCCGACAUCUUCAGGAAGCUUCAGCCACAGAUGGGAAAGCUGCCAUCAACUUGGCGAAACUGAAGCUUUUCAGACACUACUACGUGAUGAUCGUCUGCUUCAUUUACUUCACCCGCAUUAUCGCCUUCCUCAUCAAGUUGGCGGUGCCAUUCCAGUGGAAAUGGAUGUACCAGCUCCUGGAUGAAUUGGCCACCUUCGUCUUCUUCGUGUUAACCGGGUACAAGUUCCGUCCGGCGUCGGACAACCCGUACCUUCAGCUUCCCCAGGACGAGGACACGGACGAUCUGGAAAUGGAGGCGGUAGUCACGACCACAGGAAGCACGGAUGGCAUCAAGAAAGUGAAAAAGGUCGUGAACGGGUCGUCGGAGCCUCGCUCAGAAUGGGAGAACUCUGCCUGAACAGAUGGACUGACCGCCUGGAUUUUAAUUUAUUAUUUACUCCUAUUACACAUACAGAGAAGCGGGUCACUGAGAAACCAUGCACCUCCACCCUUCCUGCCGCACCUGGUGCCCUCCCCCACUCCAUACAGACAGUACGCAGCCCCUCCACCUCUGCUGGACACCAGUGUACCCCACCUGUCGAAGACCAAUCCGGACCCAGUACGACCGACUUUCAGAAAAAUUCCUGGAAUUAUGAAUUUGCAACUUUCAAAACCAAUAAAUCUGAUACGUUUUGUACCUCAUUGACCAGGAAGCUUUGGGCCAACAGGUGACUAUACGCGUGGCCCUGUGGUGGCUGCAGGAUGCGGUUUGUGAACUCCGGGGGAAUCAUUCCCCUUUGCAGACACUUUGUUAGGUCACCUGCGCAGAUCCCCCCCCCCCCCCUGCGGCGAGAAGAAGAUAUUACUCCUGUAAAUAGGAUUAUUUUCAUUUUGUAGCAAAUCUAUACUGUUUCUAGGAAUGUCCUCUGGGAUCGUACUCUGGGAGAUGAUGCAGAGCUGUGUAUAUUGUGCUUCCGGGACCCCUGCUAACUCUUUCAGUACUGUCCGAUCCGUGUGAAGACGUUGCUGUAGGAAUCUCUGCUACCAGACAGACAGAACGGUCACUAGACCUAAACUAAAGGGGCUGUGCAGAAUUAGAAAAACUGCACCACACCUAUUCACAGGUUGUGCAUAGAAUUGCAGCGUGGCCCCUGUCGCUUAUUGUCACAUAACCUGUGUGAUGGUGCUUUUUUUUUUUUAUAAACAGUCUUGGUUUAAAGGGGGUGUCUGGCAAUGAAACAACUGUCUAAUAAAUGAAUAUAUAUUAGUAACUAAAGUUAUUUACUACCUCUCUGUGGUCUUUCAUGCUUUUCUUCUGCUUUAACAAACUCUGCUCUUAGCCCAACGUUGUGUCUGGUUCACAUCUUGUAACGAACUUCCUAUUCCUGUGUGCACUCUAGCCGGAAAUUCAGCCAAUCUCCACUCCACUACGUUUUUUUCUUUUACUAUAACUCCUCCCACUAUGUAGAGUGGGCUAAAUUCCCAGCUGGAGUGCACACAAGAACAGGAAAUCUUCAACCCAACAUCCUGUCUGGUGUUCAUCUUGUAACAAACUUCCUGUUCCUGUGUACAGUCUAGAUGGGAAUUCAUCCAUCUCUACAUAGUGGAAUGGGUUAUAGUCGUAGUGUAGUGGGAGGGAUAUAACGUUAGCUGAAUUUCUAUCUAGAGUGUACACAGGAGCAGGAAGUCCAUUAUAGAAAAUACACAAGACAGGGCUGAAGCUGACAUUGCAGACAGUUUGCAUCAAAAGCAGAAGGAAAGCAUGAAAGGCCACAGAAAAGUAUUAAAAUAACUUUAAUAAAUGAGCAUAUAAUGGUAAAUAAAGUUUAUUUAUGAACUCUCUGUGGCCUUUCAUGCUUUCCUUCUACUUUUACAAGCUCUGCUCUGUUGUCUUCAGCCCAACGUCCUGUCUGGUGUACAUCCUGUAACAGACUUCCUGUCCCUGGGUACACUCUAGUUGGGAAUUCAGCCAACUCUACUUAGAGGAAGGGAGAUAGAAUUGGCUAAAUUCCCAGCUAGAGUGCACACAGGCACAGGAAGUCCAUUACAGCACGUACACCAGACAAGACGUUGGGCUAAAGACAACAGAGCAGUGUGUGAAUAAAUAGAAGGAAAGGAUGGAAGACCCCAAAUAGGUAGUAACAUGAUUUACAGAUAUAUGUUCAUUUAUUAGAGGGUUGAAUAUAGGUUUCAUUCGCAGAAACCUGCUUUAAUCUUUACAGACAUUCUUGGGUUCUGUCUCUGGGAAUGCUGGGUGAUGACUAGUAUAACUGCUAUUGGAGCUCCACAAGGAGGCGUCACUCAGCUUCUCCUGACUCCUGAAUGACACCGUUGUCUCACUGGGCAGGCGUUGAAAUGGAUCACUGCAUAGAAUGUAAAGUGGACGACUCCAGGAUUUGUUUGCUAUGGUGGGAAAUGCCCCAAAUGAUACCGUAGGACAGUGUUUCCCAACUGGUGUGCCUCCAGCUGUUGCAAAACUAUAACUCCCAGCAUGCCCGGACAGCCGUUGGCUGUCCGGGCAUACUGGGAGUUGUAGUUUCGCAAAAGCUGGAGGCACACCGGUUGGGAAACACUUUGGUAGUUUUUUUUUUUUCUGUUUUGAGGCAUUAGCGCAAAUACGGUAGGAAAACUUAACCCUUUCAGUGCUGCAAUUACAGCAGAUGUCUAAAGGGGUUACUUAACAUUCAAAACAUGGGGGAAGGUGUGAAUGGUAUAGAUGUCAGCCAUGUAUAUACGGUAGAAAGGAUUCGGAUGAGCCUUGUCAGCUGCUGCAGAACUUCUUAUGAUCAUCGUCAGGUCAGGUAACUGUUAGGUCUGCUCAAUCCCUAUUAAAGGAGGGUUCGUUGUUAAAGUAGUAAUACACUUUGAUUCGUCGCAGUUUUCCCGAUUUCUUCUUGCUGUCAGUGAAUGGAAAUGCUCAACAUAACAUUCAGGCGCCGUAUGUCUGUAUCUAUCUCUAAACAAGGCGGUUUCCAUUCAGUAUCAGCAAGCAGAGGUUUUAAGGAACUGGAAAUGUUGCAGAACUUUUUGUGUUUCUACAAUGAUUUAAAGGAGAACUCUAGUACAGGAUAGGGGAUAAGUAGCUGAUCACAGGGGUCCGACUUCGAUCCUGUGAAUAGGGGAUAAGUAAAUUUUUCCUGGAGUUCUCCUUUAAGCUUUAUUCACACGAACCUCCCCAGUAAAAAAAAAAAUUUAAAAUACACCUGCGUCUGAUUUCGGGUAAUGGACCAAAGGGUUAAAACAGUUUUCGGCCAGUUGGGUUUUUUUGGUAUGAAGGUGUAAGUUUUGGGGCAGUUUGGUUUGGGGGUUUCUUUUUGUUUUUUGUUUUCCAUCCAUUUACCUGUAUUAAUCAUAAAACUUUUUCCCCAGUGCUGAAAGGGUUAAAGUGUGGGGUCUGAAGAUGCGGCUAUAAGUGCGAGUGUUUUAAUGGUACAUUUAUUUCUUUUGUGAAUAAAAAAAAUAAAU
This is a messenger RNA of Hyla sarda, 4775 nucleotides long. It is a transcript of the gene GPR107, whose product is annotated as G protein-coupled receptor 107. Gene Ontology annotation, biological process: clathrin-dependent endocytosis. Gene Ontology annotation, cellular component: membrane; Golgi apparatus; clathrin-coated vesicle. The record is from RefSeq and is a predicted model, not a curated record. Gene Ontology annotation, molecular function: clathrin heavy chain binding. Lineage: Eukaryota; Metazoa; Chordata; Amphibia; Anura; Hylidae.